This is a messenger RNA of Clupea harengus (Atlantic herring), 1803 nucleotides long. RefSeq lists its product as uncharacterized. The record is from RefSeq and is a predicted model, not a curated record. NCBI's taxonomy places the organism in Eukaryota, Metazoa, Chordata, Actinopteri, Clupeiformes, Clupeidae. Gene Ontology annotation, cellular component: chromatin; PcG protein complex; transcription regulator complex. Gene Ontology annotation, molecular function: RNA polymerase II cis-regulatory region sequence-specific DNA binding; DNA-binding transcription factor activity, RNA polymerase II-specific. Gene Ontology annotation, biological process: regulation of transcription by RNA polymerase II.
UAAGAAGAUUUCACAGGCGUGCACGGAAAAGUUGCGGCUGAUUCAGAAAAGGCAGAGUUUAGUCGACAUUGCUGUGAUAAACACUGUUUGACGUCCUAUCAGACAUAAACAACAAAAUAUCAGAUUUCUGUGUGUAAAUGUAUACGAGGGACGUUUUAAGUCAUAGUAUCAUAACGUCUAAGAAAACGUCAUAAGUUCCAUAAUAGCCUGCUUCGUUAGAACCCUACGUUAGCCUACUCGAAUGCAUCCGCACUAGGGAAGUGGAAGAUGCGGAGACCGUGAGUUACUCCGUGCGAAAUGCAAAGUUCCAAUUAGACGAUGAAAACAAAGCUUGAAAGUGAUUAUAUUUGUCUUUGUGUUGAGUUAAAUCGGGAGUGAGAGGACGGGCUUCCCUGGCCAUAUACUAAGCUCUGGACGAGAUAAUCUCUUUUUGGUUGCUAACAUGAAUCUUGGACUGCCGACACACCAGGUACCCCUGAGACUGACAGUGAAAGAAGAGGACAUAAAAGAAGAGGAAUAUGGACAAAUGAUUACAUGGGAAGACGAAGAAGAAAGGCCCAUUGCAGAUCUUCACUGUAAAACGGAAUCAGACUUCACAGAGUCACUAAGCUCCACGUAUAAUGAAAUACUACAGACAACAGUGGAGGUUAAAGUGAAGAAAGAAGAGGAUGAGCAAGAACACAACGAUUGUCUUCUGGAAAGUUCAUCAGAACAUCCAGAUGGAACACAAUAUAAGAUCCAUGGACAGAAUGAUGAACUCAACCAGCAACUCAAUGGAAGGCCGUACCACUGCACAGUCUGCAGGAAAAGCUUCACGGUCCUGAGAGAACUUGAGGAACACCAGCAAACACACACUCUUCCUCAUAAAUGUGCCCAGUGUGGAAAAGCAUUUUCACGCGUUUCAGGUCUUAACGUCCACAUGCGAAUACACACUGGAGUGAAGCCUCCUAAAUGUGCCCAGUGUGGAAAAGCAUUUUCACGCUUUUCAUAUCUUAAAACACAUAUGCUAAUACACACUGGAGUGAAGCCCCAUAAAUGUACCCAGUGUGGAAAAGCAUUUUCACAAGUUUCAAACCUUAAAAUACAUAUGCUAAUACACACUAGGGAGAAGUCUUAUGAAUGUGCCCAUUGUGGAAAAGCAUUUUCGCACGUUUCAAAUCUUAAAACACAUAUGCUAACACACACUGGAGAGAAGCCUCAUAAGUGUGCCCAGUGUGGAAAAGCAUUUACAUGUUCCUCAAAUCUUCAAAGGCAUAGAGUAAUACACACUGGGCAGAAGCUUCAUGUAUGUGCCCAGUGUGGAAAAGCGUUUUCGCACGUUUCAGUUCUUAAAAUACAUAUGCUAAUACACACUAGGGAGAAGCCUUAUAAAUGUGCCCAGUGUGGAAAAGCAUUUUCACAAGUUUCAAAUCUUAAAACACAUAUGCUUAUACACACUGGGGAAAAGCCUUAUACAUGUGCCCAGUGUGGAAAAGCCUUCACAACCUACUCACAACUUAACAUCCACAUGCGACAACACACUGGGGAGAAGCUUCAUUAAUGUGCCCAGGGUGGAAAAUCCUUUACAUCCUCCUCACAACUUAACGUCCACAUGCGAACACACACUGGGGAGAAGCCAUAUGCAUGUGUAGAGUGUGGAAAAGCAUACACUAGGUCAUCAAGUCUGAAAUGCCAUCAGCGUCUGCACAGUGAAGAAAAGGCCACAUAAAUGCAAUACAGAUCAAGCCUUAUUGUGCAUUAAUUGAAAUGUACAAGAAAGCACUCAUAUAUUUUCUCAUGCACACACACACACACACACACACA